Messenger RNA from Neopelma chrysocephalum (saffron-crested tyrant-manakin), 3238 nucleotides. It is a transcript of the gene CASP2, whose product is annotated as caspase 2. Bases 161 to 1441 code for a protein of 426 amino acids. The record is from RefSeq and is a predicted model, not a curated record. Gene Ontology annotation, biological process: regulation of apoptotic process; proteolysis. NCBI's taxonomy places the organism in Eukaryota, Metazoa, Chordata, Aves, Passeriformes, Pipridae. The transcript is spliced from 10 exons.
UCGCGGGUGCCGCCGGGAAAAGGCGGGUGGAAAGGGCCUUUUCCGUCUGUUGUGAGCGGGAAGUUGCCGCCCGUGGGAUCCCUCCUGAGCGAAAAGUCGAGAGGAGUGCGGGUGGGUCUUUGCCGCUGAGCGUGCCCCGAGUCUCCCCUCUUCUCCCAGGAUGCUGGUGGCGUGCGGAAUGCAGCGGUGUCACCAGGAAGCGCUCAAGAAGAACCGGGUGAUCCUGGCGAAGCAGCUUGUGUUGCAUGUACUGGUGGAGCACUUGGUAGAGAAAGACAUCAUCACCCCGGAGAUGGUGGAAAUGAUACAGGCGAAGUCCGGGAGCUUCGACCGAAAUGUGGAAUUCCUCAAUUUGCUGCCCAAGAGAGGCCCUAAUGCCUUCUCAGCCUUCUGUGAAGCUUUACGAGAAACCCAACAGCAGCAUCUGGAGGCAAGGAUCUUGAAGACAGUGUCCGACAUGAGCCAUGAGAUUGCAAGGCUUGAGCACUGUCACAGAUCAGAUCUUCCAUUCCCUGUCAGUGAGUCCUGUAAUUCAAAGAGACCACGCUGGAUUGGACCAAUGGAAGCUUCCUUGGAUAAUGGAGAUGGUCACUCAAUUCCUCCAGUGAAAUAUUGCACUCCUGAAUUUUAUCGUGAUCAUCAGCACUUGGCAUACAAGGUGAUAUCAGAGCCCCGAGGCUUAGCACUUAUUCUCAGCAAUGUCAAUUUCAGCUGUGAGAAGGACUUGGAGUAUCGCAAAGGGGGAGACGUGGACUGCGCUUCCCUGGAGGUGCUUUUCAAGCACCUUGGGUAUCAAGUGACUGUUCUUCCUAAUCGAACUGCACAGGAGAUGCAGAAUGCAUUGGAGAGAUUCUCCAAGCUGCCAGAUCAUCAGUAUGUGGAUUCCUGCAUUGUAGCUUUGCUUUCCCAUGGUGUGGAGGGUGCGGUUUAUGGUACUGAUGGCAAGCUACUACAGUUGCAGGAGGUUUUCCGGCUCUUUGAUAACGCAAACUGUCCAAAUCUCCAGAAUAAACCUAAAAUGUUCUUUAUUCAGGCCUGCCGGGGAGAUAAGUUUGACCAGGGAGUGGAUCAAAGAGAUGGGAAAGAACGGUCAGAUUCCUCAGGCUGUGAGGAAAGUGAUGCAAACAAGGAAGAAAGUCUCAAGCUGCGUCUGCCUACAUGCUCGGAUAUGAUCUGUGGAUAUGCUUGUCUGAAAGGCACUGUGGCCAUUCGAAACACCAAGCAUGGAUCCUGGUAUAUCGAAGCUCUCACCUCUGUGUUUGCAGAGGACUCCCGAGACACUCACGUGGCUGACAUGUUGGUGAAGGUGAAUAGGCAAAUCAAGCAACGAGAGGCUUAUGCCCCAGACACAGAAUUUCACCGCUGCAAGGAAAUGUCAGAAUAUUGUAGCACGCUCUGUCGGGACCUUUACCUGUUUCCUGGCUAUCUACCAGGAAAAUAACCUUCUGUGUUUGACGAGGGAUACUGCCAAACCUGAACUUUGACUAUGGAUGUCUGCAUUUUUAUUCUUAUUGACUGUGACAUCAGAUGUGCAAGCAAGGAAUGCUUCUUCAUCUGGCCAGUCCAAUUCUUGCUUGAUGUGUUUUUUUAAAAUAUUCUGGCAACUCUCUUUGUAAUCUGAUUCAGUUCAGGGUUUAAAAUUCUAAUAUCCUAAUUUGCUUUGUGUGUAUAGAAAUGGAUGGAAAGAGGAUCAGCACUAGAAUUUGGAAGAAGUGGGAACAUCCUUUGGAAGGAGAUGUGAGGACAUUUGUAAACAAAGUGAAAGUGAAAAUGGACUAUUAGUACAGCUUUUAAAAAAAGUUAAGCCUUUCUGAAAGGAAAAUUAGUCAUAAAAUGCUACUUAUCUUAUGCUUGUAUUUUAAAUACUUUCUGUGUGGUUCUUCAUACGGGACAGUUUACUACUGUGUAUAUUAGAAAAAGAGCUCCCUUGUGAAGGAGAAUUCUCCCCCUCUUUAAAAUGAAAGGUUAUGUUCUCAGUAUUCAGCACUUUCCUACCCAUUGUGAUCACUUAAAAGUCUAUUUUUCUACAUUCUUUCUAUAGCAAAGUUAUCAAGAGAGUUACAAGACAUCCCAGAUUAUCAGCAAAACAAAUAGAGACCUAGACAAGUCUGCAGAAACUGCCCCAGAAAUAGUUUUGAAUCUAUAAAUUGUAGAUUAACUCCCCGUAGUCCCAAGAAUGAACAAUUGCAUGGAAUAUUAUUUUUCAGGAAUUUGUUUGCCAUAGUAGUUAUGUGUCACAACAGACAGCAUUCAAUCCAUCAACUUCUCAGGAGUCCAUAAAUCGCACUGUACAACUGAAGCCCUGAAACCCUACAGCCUUGAACAAAAGGAUCGCUUGUUUUUUUUUUUAUUAACAAAAAUAUUCAAGGCAGCUCUUUACAGUCUAAGUAUGUUACUUAGAUUAUUUAUCACUGCAGUUUGUUUCCCUUUUAAAUGAAAGGGAAGAGUUUCACAUUAUUACCCUAUUAUGAGUUUUCUUUCUUCAGCCAUGGUCAUUAAAAAGCAUAAUCUACCACUUCUUUUGAAAAUUUCCUUCACAGUCUCUUCAAGCUGUAACUUGUCUCUUGCUGUGUCCAAUUGCAGUUACUCCCAUUUGAUGUGAUGUGGGAGAUGGGCAUUUUUCUGGUUUUGUGGUAGAGCCUAAAUCCUGGGAUACUGGAUUACAUAAGGACUACAGGCUGUUCACUUAAGUCUCAGUCUUCUUCAUUUUGUAGUAGUAAGUUGGCAUAGUUCCUGGCUUACUCCUUUUCUAAUGUAAGUAUGGCUUUUAAAAUAUUUUUUUUCAGGAUAGAAUUAUGAAUAGGAAGCACAAAGGGAUAUGAAGGGAGGCUGGAAAACUAGGCAUAUGCUUUUUUAUUAUUCUGCCUAGGAAAAUGAAGGCUGAGUUUCCUCCGGUUGACAAAGGUGCAUCAUUAACAUUUAUCUUGCAUUUAUCUUACACACAAUGUGAUAAACGGAACAAGAAUCAUACUUGCCAAUUGGUGCCUUACUCUGAAGUUUAAUAUACCAGUUUAGAGGCUGUUGUACCUUCCUGGAGUAUAAACAGUCUUCCCGAGUGCUCCCUCUAUGAAAUGGUGCAAUAUUUUACCGAUAGGUAUAUUGAUGAAGAGUCCACUCUGAUGGAUUAAAUUUCUGUAGGAUUGUAUCAAGUUGUAUUAUCACUGCCACUUUUGUAUAUUCUUUUUGUAUACUUGUAUUUUACUGCCUUGAAGCAUUAAAAUAAAGAAUUCUUGUUUGA